AUGGCCGCCACAUCUCCAGCUGUGGAAGCGCUCAUCAACUUCUGCAACGAACCUGAACCAGACCGCCAACAUGACACUGCGCCGUAUGACACGGAGCGGCUGGACGAGCUUGGCUUGAUCGCAUAUGAAGAGGGCGACCCACUCAUCAGGAACAUCCUCGCCAGUGCCUCCUUCGAGAGCAUUAUGGAAGGGUUCGUGUGCCACAACGAGCAAGAAUACGUUGACCUGGAGGAGCUUGCAUACAAACUCAAGAACCGAACGUCCAUCCCUCGACACGUUGGCAUCGACUUCUGCAGUGAAUGCAACAACAUGCUGCAUCCUGCGGAGAGCGCCGACCGAACCCGCCUCGUCUUCAAGUGUCGCAGCUGUCAGAAUGAGGUGGAGAGGGCAAACGCAUUCUGCGUGUAUGUCAACAACAUCAGCGAGGAUAUCGAGAGCUUAACGCGCAUGAACCCGGACGUGAUUGCGGACCCGACGCUCCCACACUCCCGCUCCAAGCCGUGCCCGCAGUGCGCACAUGAGGACGCCGUGUACUUCCAGGCCCAAGUCAACCGCGAAAAGUCGAACAUGCAACUGUUCUACGUUUGUUGCCAAUGCCGCCAUCAAUGGCGCGAUCACGUCGAAAAGCCAGACGACACCGCAGAUGACGGAGAAGUACCAGGAUACUGA
Molecule: messenger RNA, 669 nt
Organism: Salpingoeca rosetta
Lineage: Eukaryota; Choanoflagellata; Craspedida; Salpingoecidae
Exons: 7
Coding region: 1-669 (222 amino acids)
Biological process (GO): DNA-templated transcription; transcription initiation at RNA polymerase II promoter; maintenance of transcriptional fidelity during transcription elongation by RNA polymerase II
Cellular component (GO): RNA polymerase II, core complex
Molecular function (GO): DNA-directed RNA polymerase activity; nucleic acid binding; zinc ion binding
Source: RefSeq, a predicted model, not a curated record